Exserohilum turcica Et28A is the source of this 1002-nucleotide messenger RNA. RefSeq names its product glycosyltransferase family 34 protein. Gene Ontology annotation, cellular component: Golgi membrane. Gene Ontology annotation, molecular function: glycosyltransferase activity. The transcript has 4 exons. NCBI's taxonomy places the organism in Eukaryota, Fungi, Ascomycota, Dothideomycetes, Pleosporales, Pleosporaceae. The coding region runs from base 1 to 1002 and encodes 333 amino acids. The record is from RefSeq and is a predicted model, not a curated record. Gene Ontology annotation, biological process: protein N-linked glycosylation.
AUGUUGAGCAAUCAACUGUUGACGAAACGAUACACAUUAGUAGCCACAGCUCUCAUUAUAUCUAUUGUUCUCGUCGCCAGUUUCCGCGAUGCCAUUCCCAUCCAGGACUACCGCAACUUUGCCUUCAGCGAGACCGUAGUACCGAUCCAGACGAGCAACAACGGCCCGCAGCCAGCACACUAUAAGACGCAACCGGAAUGGAACUGGGUAGUCCCCAAAUACGCCAGCAGUUUUGACGGAUAUGCCCGGAAACCACGGAACAAGGAUGUCAUUGUCUUGACAGCUAGUGAUGGACUCGGCCACAACAGUGAAAUCCCCAACCUGCUGGACAAAGUUCUGGACGACCGGGCAAAGUACUGCGCCAAGCAUGGGUACACGAAUCUCUGGCUCAACACCAGCCGAUACGACGUCGGAGACUCUCACAGGGUGUGGUCCAAGAUCCCCGCUCUCGCAGAAGCAUUCUACCUGUAUCCCAGUGCAGAAUGGGUAUGGCUGAUGGACGCCGACAUGGUGCUAAUGAACCACGACUACUCGCUCGUAUCGGAAAUUCUGAGUCCCGCCGCAAUCGACAAAGGCAUUCUCCGGAACCAGCCGCUCCUGACAGGCAGCCUGAAGAACGCCAUGUACGAGAACCUGCACACGCCCAGCGACUACCGCGUCGAGAACAUCGAUAUCCUGCUGACGCAGGACCACCACUCCAUCAACGCGGGCUCCGUUUUCUUCCGCCGCUCCGCCUUCACCCGGUUUUUCCUCGAGGCCAUGACCGACACCAUGCUGACGGGCCGCGAGCACGGCAACGCCGAGCAAGACGCCAUUCUGCACAUGAUUCUCGAGCACGAGCUCGUGCGCAAGCACGUCGGCGUGUAUCCCCAGCGCAAAUUCAACUCGUACACCGAGGGCGGCGACAAGAUGGGCUACAAGGAGGGCGAUCUCGCAGUCCAUUUUGCAGGCUGCUGGGUCGAGCACAAUUGCGUCGAACGCUUCAACAAAUAUGCUGAGUAG